AUGGCCACCAGCAGCCCGCAGCUCGUGAUGCUCGUGUCGUGUUUGGCCGCCCUUGCCGUCGCCGCCGGCGCCGGGGAAGUGGAUGGUAGGCCAAAGGCCCGCGGGUUUGUGACGGCGAGCGGGGCGCGGUUCAUGGCGGGCGGGCGGCGGUUCUACGCCGACGGGUUCAACGCGUACUGGCUCAUGUACAUGGCGUCGAACCCCGCGGACCGGAGCAAGGUGGUGGACGUGCUGGAGCAGGCGUCCCGCCUCGGCGCGACGGUCGUCAGGACCUGGGCCUUCAGUGACGGCCAGGGCAGCGACCGGCCGCUGCAGAUCACCCCCGGCGUGUACAAUGAGCAAGUGUUCGUGGGACUAGACUUCGUAAUAGCGGAAGCGAAGAAACGAGGGAUCUACUUGAUCCUGAGCUUGGUGAACAACAUGGACAGCUUUGGCGGGAAAAAGCAGUACGUGAAGUGGGCGCGAGACCGGGGCCACUACCUUGGGUCCGACGACGACUUCUUCUCUGACGCGCUCACCCAACAGUUCUACAAGAACCACAUUAAGAGGAUGAUCACGCGAGUAAACACCUUCACGAGGGUGGCGUACAAGGACGAGCCGACCAUCUUCGCGUGGGAGCUGAUGAACGAGCCUCGCGUCCCGAGCGACCUCUCCGGAAAGACAAUGGAGCGCUGGGUGGCGUCGAUGUCCGCGUACGUCAAGUACGUCGACCCCAAGCACAUGGUGGAGAUUGGCAUGGAAGGGUUCUACGGCGAGUCCACGCCGGAGCGCAAGCGGUUCAACCCGGGGCAGGGGUACACCGCCGGCACCGACUUCGUCUCCAACAAUCGCAUCCCCACCGUCGACUUCGCCACCAUCCACGUCUACCCCGACCAGUGGAUGCCGGGGUCGAGCAGCCAGGCGCAGGUGGAGUUCACCAAGAGGUGGAUGGCGUCCCACAUCGAGGACGCGGGGAAGGCGCUGCGGAAGCCGCUGCUGGUGGCGGAGUUCGGCUGGUCCGCGCGCUCCGGCGGCUACACGGUGGCGGCGCGGGACGGCUACUUCCGCAUGGUAUACGACGCCAUCUACGCUUCCGUGAAGGGGAACGGGCCGUGCGCCGGGGGGCUCUUCUGGCAUGUCAUGGUGCCCGGGAUGGAGAGCUGGACGGACGGCUAUGACGUCGUGUUCGAGCGCAGCCCCACCACCGCCGCGGUCGUCUCGCAGGAGUGCGCCAAGAUCGACAGAUUCACGCCCGCUGUCUAG
Triticum turgidum subsp. durum (durum wheat) is the source of this 1242-nucleotide messenger RNA. The record is from the annotation of a GenBank genome assembly. NCBI's taxonomy places the organism in Eukaryota, Viridiplantae, Streptophyta, Magnoliopsida, Poales, Poaceae.